GGUGCCUCCCAGCACACACAACUGGGCGCUGUGACAGGAAGAGGCUCCAAUCCAUUUAGUCUGAAAGAGGGGAGGCGGCGCCGUCUUCCCCUGGUCCUGGGCCAGCAGCAGUGAGCAUGGCCCCCCAGCCCCCGCAUCUCCACCUGUUCCUGGCACUCACCCUCACCAUGCCUGUCAGCCUAGCCACCCAGGUGGUGCAGCAGUUCCCCCCCUACGCGAUUGCCCCAAAGGGCAGCUCCGUCAACAUCACCUGCUCCAGCAUCGGCUCCUUGAAGGGGAUCUACCUGAACCGAGACUGGCCCGACCCAGGAAGCCACGUGAUCUACUAUGCAGACGGGAAGGAGCCCACCGUGGACGAGCUGUUCUGGAUGCGCAUCAACUUCUCGGGGUCGCAGCACGAGCUGACCAUCACCAUGUACCACCUGCAGCCCAAUGACACAGGCGUCUACACCUGCCAGGCCAUCAUGGACAACAAGAUCUCAGGCCCUGGGACCCUGGUUGUGGUGACAGAUGACAGAGCAAACUCAUGCCAGAAGGACUGGGAGAGAGCCUUCGGCCUCCCUGUGGCACUGGCUGUGGCCUGCUUCCUUGCCGGGCUGGGCCUGGGGGUGGUGUGUGCAGUGAGGAGGACACAGAUCAAGAAGCUGUGCCGGCGGAGCAAUCGGCCCACGGCCAUCGUGGUCUAUGAGGACAUGUCCUGCAGCCGCCACAACACCCUGUCCAGGCCCAAUGAGUACCAGUGAGCCUGCCACCGGGAACUCAGAGAGAACCAGCCAGAUGCCAGCGAGGCACUCUGCCCAGGGCCCAGGGAGCUCAGGGCAGUGGGCGGCUCCAUGGCACUGUCGGACGCCUCCUUUGCCCUGUGGCAGCUUGAGGGAUGCCUUAUCCAGGAAGCCCUCCUUGCUUCUGCAGCCACCAGGAGAAGCUCUGGCUCUCCUGCUGUGCCUUCUCCUCCUGUGGCCUCACGGGGGCUCCUCUGCUUGAUGGGUCUGGGGGCAAGGCUGUGGCCCCUAUUCUCUCAUCAGCACCCUCACCCUGCAGCAGGUGGGCCCCCAGCCCUUGGGCAGCCUGGGGCAGAGGGGCAUGGGGAGGCCCAGCCCCCUGCCCAGCCUUGCCAGAAAUAAAGUGUUUGUUUUCUUUCCGUUCUGAGUCCCCGUCUGUUUCUCCCUAGCCCGGAGCAGAGGGGAAGAGAGGGCUUAGAUGGCCAGGGCUGCCCUCCCCACCCUCUCCUGGCACCCUCACAGCAUUUCUGCAGGUGUAUUUUCAAGGGGGAGUCCUUGGGUGAUGCAAAGAGUGAAUGUGAAACUGAAAGGUUGGAGGUUCGAGUCCACCCAGAGGCACCUUGGAAGAAAGUCCUGCAACCUACUUCUGAAAAAUUCCCCGUUGAAAAUCUUGUAGAGCACAGUUCUACUCUGGCACACAACACUAUCAUGAGUUGAAGUUGACUCGACAGCAAUUGGCAUAUGUGUGUGUACAUACGUGCACACACACACGUACUGUUUCUCUGGAGAGCCGUGAGGCACAGUGAUGUCCAUUCCAGUGCUGCUUUCAAUAUAAAAAUUAACCACUGAGAAAUGACCCGAAUGUUAAGAGAACAGCUGUGUUGAUUUCAGCACACAUGCUGGCCGUGCUGCUGAGGGAGAAUCCGGGGCUUUCCCCAGGACGUUCGCCGGCCACCGUGAAGUGACAGAGAUCCAGUACGACCCCACAUUUAUAAACAUAACACACAGGCACAUACACGGCUAUGCCAACACUUGUGUGUAUUUUUAUCUCUAGAGUGCGAAACAACGGAAGACCAGGCACUGGUCCUGCUUCUCUCUGGGCGGCGGGGUGUGGGGACUUUGUCUUCUUUUUUCGGAGUCUCUCUAUUUUAAUUGCAGAAGAAUACGUAUAACAAAACGCUUGCCAUUUCAAGCAUCGUUGUGUGCACAACUCAGUGACAUUAAUUACGUUCACCAGGCUGUGCAACCAUCCCCACUGUCAGUUCCUGAAUGGUUUUCACCUCCUGAAACAGACACGUGGCCUCUUGAGCAAUAAACUCCCCUUUCCCCGUCCCCCGCCUCCGGUAAGCGCUAAUAAACUUUGGCCUCUGUGCAUCUGUCUACUCUAGACAUUUCACACAAAGGGGAAUGUACAAUAUUUGUCCUUUUGUGUCUGGCUUCUUUCACUCAGCAUGUUUCCAAGGUUCAUCUACGUUGUAGCAGGUGUCAGAACUUCUCUUCACGGUCUCUGUAUUUGCUAGCUGUGUGUUAGCCAGGGACAGUGAGUCCCCAGGACCCCUUGGGUGUGGGGCGAGCGGCCAGGAUACAGUCAGGUUCUUGGGGAGUCCCUGGUGACCGGCCCAGCUGCCCUGCACCCCAGCUCUGGCCGUAACCAUGGCACCUCACCGCUUUCCACCCUCACCAGGUAUCCUCUGCCCCCAUGCGUCCCCGACCCUGGCACUCUCUGUGCGUCUGUUACUGGAUGCAAACCCCAAAUUCUUAUUCAGCAUGACUCGAAUUGGCCAAUAAACGAAAGACUGAGGCGGGAGGACAAGAUAGGCACCUUUAGUUCAUUGUACAAGGAAAUGGGGUCAGUCGGUGCUUACUGCUGCCAAGACUGCUUGCCAAGGGUGGGCAGGUAAGUUACUUGCAAAUGGGUUUACAAGUAGGGAGUUCCUACAAGUUACUUCAGCAACGUUCUUAAUAAUACUACGGAGGUGUAAAGGGGUUUACAUACAACCUUCAAGCAAAAACCGAACCAAACCUGUGGCCAU
Molecule: messenger RNA, 2755 nt
Organism: Loxodonta africana (African savanna elephant)
Lineage: Eukaryota; Metazoa; Chordata; Mammalia; Proboscidea; Elephantidae
Gene: CD7
Product: CD7 molecule
Exons: 4
Coding region: 117-743 (208 amino acids)
Biological process (GO): adaptive immune response
Cellular component (GO): membrane
Molecular function (GO): signaling receptor activity
Source: RefSeq, a predicted model, not a curated record